Messenger RNA from Caenorhabditis elegans, 303 nucleotides. RefSeq names its product UPF0057 membrane protein T23F2.4 (gene T23F2.4). Gene Ontology annotation, cellular component: membrane. The record is from RefSeq and is marked reviewed. NCBI's taxonomy places the organism in Eukaryota, Metazoa, Nematoda, Chromadorea, Rhabditida, Rhabditidae. The transcript has 2 exons. Bases 37 to 210 code for a protein of 57 amino acids.
UUUCAGAAUCCCAAAACUCCUCCUCUCAGCUCCAGAAUGGCUAUUACUUGCAUGGACAUCCCGAAGUUCCUCUUCGCUCUUCUUCUCCCGCCAGUUGGUGUCUUCCUCGAGAAAGGCUGCACCCAUCACCUCGCCAUCUGCAUUCUGCUCACAAUUCUCGGCUACAUUCCCGGAAUCAUCUACGCCUGUUACAUCAUUCUUGCCUAUUAAAUUUCCAUUACUUAUUCUUCUAAUUGCAAAUCUCAUGUACAUUUACCGAAGCUCUGCGGGCACAUAUUCAUGAAUAAAUUUCCGAAUGACUUU